CCCAGCCUUCUCUAAUGCGAGAAGAGAGGAGACGGACUAGUUCUGUAGCCUAACGGAGUUUACGGAGGGGGGGAAAAAAAGGUAGCCUAGUGUUGGCCACUAAUUUGGAAUAGUGGAUUUUCGUCCGUUUGACACCAGUGAUGCUCUUCAAAGAUGACAAAGCACUUGAUGGGAGAAAGACGAGACAUUUUUAGAAGAGAAGCAACAUUCCGAAGAGACAGAGUAGGGAUGCUCGAGCGUUGUCACAGCGACACAUCUUGCUAGGACACUGUGCACGCGCCCCGCCGGGAGAGAGGAGGGAGCGUGAGCGAGCGAAAGAGGCAAUCGCACAAGCACAGCAUAUUUUAGGUCUAUGCCAGUCGGAGGAGAAUCACGGAAACCGUGCAACGCUGUUACCCAGCGACGAAGCAGGCAAGCGCCACUAAAUCGUAUUCAAACUGUCGUUGGUGCUGUCCUCUCCACCGGCGAAGGGCGAGCGGGGAUGUAUUUUCGGUAGAAAAUUCACCCGCAUUUAAAAUCACUGUUGACAAUUUAUGUAGAUGAGGAAUUAGUCUAUAUCGUUUUGUUGUCAACAAAGAACGAGAUAUAAAGAUAUGUAGACUGACGCGUCAGAGAAACUGAUCAAACGAACAAUUCAUGUAGGCUAUUUCUUAUUAUUGCUAUGCGGAGGAGGCGGGGGAGACAAUUCUUUGUAGUCUACCUUGGUGGAAGAAUCAUUCCAAAACCCGCUCUAAUGCCUUCAUCUAGUGCAUGUGUAAUGCGCCUUACGCAGCAAUAGGCUUUAUUUUGUGGUAGCUUAUUCAUUUCCCUCCGUCAUUGUCUCCCGGUCCCUUAUCAGAAUGUGGUAGUCCGGUCAACCUGCAGGUCGGUCAGAUUGAGCUGGUGUUGUCGGUAAACAGAAAACGGGGAAGGUUUUCAAAGUCUAAGCUUCUCCAAAGGACUAUGCUUCAAUAUUUCCCGUUCUAAAAGGAAUGGUGUGACAACGGUCUAGAAGUCAAAGACGAGGGCAAAAUCAAAGGAUUCCCUUUGAAAAACCCUUGGAAUCCUGCUACCCCCCUUGGAACACAUAACAGGGUUAGUUUGUGACUGCCACCGUUGACCAGGAACUGUGACCCCAGACAUUGACCGGGAUGAGGACCGUACAGGAGGAUGGAACGUAACAGAGUUCUGACCGUGGAGCCGUUCUCGACCGCGACCGUAGACCACCAACACUGACCACAACCACACCUUCUAAAGACCGCCUGGUCUCCCCCUAACCCCCCACCCCUCCAGCCCCUCUGUCUUACACCGCACCCCCCCCCCCCCUCGCCACUCCACUCCUCCACCUAUCCUCCUGCACUCACUCCCUCGCUCCAGACCCCCUUUUUUGAGGGUCUACUUUUUCUUUCAUAAACACUCUCAGCCACCACUUCUCUCUUUCCAUUGCGAUGUCCUUUCUUUCCAAUCGUCUAUACCUUCAUGAACAUUGAGUCCUCUUUGGGAGACAGACAUACACGGACGAUAAACGUUUAGUUGGAGGCGGAGUCUCCAUAGCUGCCAGUCAUGUAUCUUUUCCCUUUAUCCCUGUGUAAACCAAGUGGGCGGGGUCUCGGCUCUAGUCUCCGCCCCCGCUGCUACAUGGCCGACACCUGUCUAGUCUGGCUGCUGGGCCUGGCUCUCCGCCUCUCCCUGACCUCCUGCCAGAAGAUGAACUCCGCCAACAAGCCCCCCAUGGUGACCACCAACUACGGCAAGUUGCGAGGGCUCAAAAAGGACCUGAACAAUGAGAUCCUGGGCCCGGUGGAGCAGUACCUGGGCGUGCCCUACGCCACCGCGCCCAUCGGAGACCGCCGCUUCCAGCUGCCCGAGGCGCCUGGCUCGUGGCAGGAGAUCCGCAACGCCACAGCGUUCGCCCCGGUGUGCCCGCAGAACGUGCACGGCGUGCUGCCGGAGAUCAUGUUGCCGGUGUGGUUCACAGACAACCUGGAUGUGGCGGCCGGCUACAUCCAGAACCAGAGCGAGGACUGCCUCUACCUCAACGUCUACGUGCCCACCGAGGACGGUCCGCUCACAAAAAAACACGAUGAGUCUACAAUGAACAGACCGAGAGAUGAAGACAUCCGUGACCGUAGGAAGAAGCCAGUGAUGCUGUUUAUCCACGGAGGCUCCUACAUGGAAGGAACCGGAAACAUGUUUGACGCCAGUGUCCUCGCCGCCUACGGCAACGUUAUCGUGGUCACUAUGAACUACCGUCUGGGCGUCCUCGGCUUCCUGAGUACAGGCGACCAGUCAGCCAAGGGGAACUAUGGUCUGUUGGACCAGAUCCAGGCCCUGCGUUGGCUCAAUGAGAACAUCGGCCAUUUUGGGGGCGACCCCGAGCGCAUCACCAUCUUCGGCUCCGGGGCGGGGGCGUCCUGCGUCAACCUGCUCAUCCUCUCGCACCACUCCGAGGGUAAGGGGCACACUGGGUUGUUCCAGAGGGCCAUAGCCCAGAGUGGCUCAGCCAUCUCCAGCUGGUCGGUCAACUACCAGCCCCUGAAGUACACCAAGAUCCUGGCCCGGAAAGUGGGCUGCAGCCACUCGGAGACGGCAGAAUUGGUGGACUGCCUGAGGAAGAAGAACUUCAGGGAGCUGGUGGAUCAGGACAUUCAGCCGGCCCGUUACCACAUCGCCUUUGGACCCGUAGUGGACGGAGACGUGGUGCCGGACGACCCUGAGAUACUCAUGCAGCAGGGGGAGUUCCUGAACUAUGACAUCCUGAUAGGAGUGAACCAGGGAGAGGGGCUCAAGUUUGUAGACGACAGUGAAGACAACGAUGGGAUCUCAGCUGCAGCGUUCGACUACACCAUCUCUAACUUUGUGGACAAUCUCUACGGCUAUCCUGAGGGUAAGGACAUCCUAAGGGAGACCAUUAAGUUCAUGUACACCGACUGGGCCGACCGUGACAACGGAGACAUGAGGAGAAAAACCCUCCUCGCCUUAUUCACGGACCACCAGUGGGUGGCGCCGGCGGUGGCCACGGCCAAACUGCACGCCGAGUUCCAGUCUCCCGUUUACUUCUACACCUUCUACCACCACUGCCAGACGGAGACGCGGCCGGAGUGGGCGGACGCGGCCCACGGGGAUGAGAUACCCUACGUGUUCGGGGUGCCCAUGAUCGGAGCCACCGACCUCUUCCCCUGCAACUUCUCUAAGAAUGAUGUCAUGCUCAGUGCUGUAGUCAUGACAUAUUGGACUAACUUCGCUAAGACGGGGGACCCCAAUCUGCCAGUGCCUCAGGACACCAAAUUCAUCCACACCAAGCCCAACCGUUUCGAGGAGGUCAUCUGGACCAAGUUCAACUCCAAGGACAAGCAGUACCUUCACAUCGGCCUGAAGCCCCGCGUCAGGGACAACUACCGAGCCAACAAGGUGGCCUUCUGGCUGGAGCUGGUCCCUCAUUUACACUCCCUCCAUGAAGUCCUGAACCCCACCACCACCAGGCUACCUCCAGGCAGCACUCGCCCCCCCGGGGGCCCCUGGAAGCCCAAAACCCGCACCACGGGCCACCCCUACCCCACCUUCCCUGACCCCGUGGAGCCCUACGGAUCAGAGCGGCCCAGACUGGACCUCUUCCCCGGUGACACUCGGGAUUAUUCCACAGAGCUGUCGGUGACCGUGGCAGUGGGGGCGUCGCUGCUCUUCCUCAACAUCCUGGCAUUUGCCGCGCUCUACUACAAGCGGGACAAGCGUCAGGAGAUGCGGCGCCACCGGCUGUCUCCGCAGCGCCACGGUGGGCCUGCCAACGACCUGGCACACAGCCAGGAGGAAGAGAUCAUGUCCCUGCAGAUGAAGCACUCGGAGCACGACCCGCACCACGACAUGGAGCCCCUCCGGCCCCACGACAUCCUGCGGCCCUCCUGUCCGCCCGACUACACCCUGGCCCUGCGGAGGGCCCCAGACGACGUGCCCCUCAUGACCCCCAACACCAUCACCAUGAUCCCCAGCACCAUCACCGGCAUGCAGCCCCUCCACCCCUUCAACACCUACCCCAGCACCGGCCACAACAACACCCUGCCCCAUCCCCACUCCACCACACGCGUAUAGUAGAGCUACAGCUCCCCCUGGGGGACCGGAGGACCAACUACACACUCUGGUUUACCUCCAUUGGAUGGCUAUGGAUAUCUCUCUCUCUCUCUCUCUUACUCUCUGUUUCUCCAACCGUCAGCCUGCUGCCCUGAUGCUGUGUCCUUCCUACAGCGCAACCUUGCUGGGGUUAGGUGGAAGUGCAGCUGAACUGCAGGGGCAGCAGGUGUUAUUGAGGGUGUUGAGAUAUUUUGAGAGGGUCUCGUAUUCUCUGAUCCUGACAGCCCCCAAACCUGCCCACAGGAUGAUCCUCUGCCUCUUACUGUGCAUUUCAUUUUGUCGUUUUUUUCAUCCCACGUUUUCUCGGUUUCUGUGCUGUAAUAGGGUUGGGGACAGAGGAGGCUGGUGGGAGGAGCUAUAGGAGGACGGGGUCAUUGUACUGGCUGGAAUGGAAUG
Messenger RNA from Salmo salar (Atlantic salmon), 4500 nucleotides. RefSeq names its product neuroligin-2. Gene Ontology annotation, cellular component: membrane. Gene Ontology annotation, molecular function: neurexin family protein binding. The record is from RefSeq and is a predicted model, not a curated record. Lineage: Eukaryota; Metazoa; Chordata; Actinopteri; Salmoniformes; Salmonidae.